UGUCGACAAAAUCAUUGAAGAGCAACCAAAAAAAAAAAAAGAUGGUUCUGCUAGAGAAGCUUUGGGAUGAUGUUGUGGCUGGACCUCAGCCUGACCGUGGCCUUGGCCGCCUCCGUAAGAUCACCACCCAACCCAUUAAUAUCAGAGAUAUAGGAGAAGGGAGCAGUAAGGUGAUGCAUAGGUCGUUGACCAUGCCGGCGGCAGUUAGCCCCGGAACUCCGACUACUCCGACCACUCCAACGACGCCACGUAAGGAUAACGUGUGGAGGAGCGUCUUUAAUCCGGGAAGCAACCUCGCCACUAGAGCCAUCGGCUCCAACAUCUUCGAUAAACCCACCCAUCCAAAUUCUCCAUCCGUCUACGACUGGUUGUACAGUGGUGAGUCAAGGAGUCAGCACCGUUAGGGAUGGUCCGAUGGAGUGUGACAUGCGGGUGAUGUAAAUACGGUGACCAGAUCUUUCGCCACGUGUCUGUUUAAUUACUUUUUACUAUUUACCUUAGUUUUGACUGUUUUUGUGUACUUUAUCAGAGUGGAUAAAGUGACGGGGGAUGUUUUUCUUUUGUACAUAAAACUGUCUCCCACCUGGCACCUACGCAAUGUGUGUUAGUUUCUGUUUUGGGCUGUGUUUUGCAAGUUUUUUAUUUUUGUAUUUUAGAGUUGUGUAGUGUAGUUGCAAGUGGCGGUUGGGUCUUUCACUAUCUUGUUGGAUUUUGAUGAUGGUUGAUGCGUUUGCUUUAAUGUUCAAUAAAUAAGCAUAUUUUUG
This is a messenger RNA of Arabidopsis arenosa, 764 nucleotides long. The record is from the annotation of a GenBank genome assembly. NCBI's taxonomy places the organism in Eukaryota, Viridiplantae, Streptophyta, Magnoliopsida, Brassicales, Brassicaceae.